This is a messenger RNA of Centropristis striata (black sea bass), 5949 nucleotides long. RefSeq names its product myotubularin related protein 1a (gene mtmr1a). NCBI's taxonomy places the organism in Eukaryota, Metazoa, Chordata, Actinopteri, Perciformes, Serranidae. Bases 301 to 2385 code for a protein of 694 amino acids. The record is from RefSeq and is a predicted model, not a curated record. Gene Ontology annotation, biological process: dephosphorylation. The transcript has 20 exons. Gene Ontology annotation, molecular function: phosphatidylinositol-3,5-bisphosphate 3-phosphatase activity.
AUGGUUCCUCUCCUCCUCUCCUCUCCUCCUCUCCUCAUCCUCUCAUCCGGCGGGUUGUAAGGGGGCGGGGCUACAGAUCGAGGAAGAGAUGCGAGCGCGAGGCCGUCAGGAGGAAGCUCAGAUCACCAAAUGACAGGAAGCAUCUCAUCUGAUCUCCAGAUAGCCUCGAGCCAGACUCAACAUCCAGGCGGCGCGCGGGGCUGGACAUCAGGAUUUAUUAACCGGGGUUUGAUUUCCUCCUGAUCCUCAUAUCAGAGGAAACCGUCUGCCUCCGCCCCUGCUGACCCACAGAGUAAACAGAUGGAGAAACAGGCCGGAGCUGGCGGGGCGGCGGACGGAGCAGGGCCGAGUAGAAAGCUUUGGGGCUCGCCGACCGGAGGACCAGCCGCCGGGGAGACGCUGGACAGUCCAACAGGUUCACAUGUAGAGUGGUGUAAACAGCUGAUAGCAGCCACCAUCUCCAGUCAGAUCUCAGGACCAGUCCCAUCUGACAUUGCGAACAGGGAAAACAAGGCUAGGAGAAGACCAGAUUUCAUGGUGUCCAAACGGCUGACAGCUCCCAGGCAAGAUUCACAAGAUGAAGGGCUUUGUUACCAUGGAGAAAGUGAUUCUGAGCAUUCUUCCAAUGCUUCGAACCUUCCAGCUUUGAGAUACGGGGCGCAGGUCAUAAUGUCCCAGAACCAGGUUCCUCUGCUUCCCGGAGAGACCAUCCAGACUACAGUCAAGGAUGUGAUGUAUAUCUGUCCAUUCAGUGGUCUGGUUAAUGGAACCCUGACCAUCACAGACUACAAGCUCUACUUCACCACUGUGGAAAAGGAGUCUCCAUUUGUUCUCGAUGUAAACCUGGGAGUCAUCAGCAGACUGGAGACCAUCAGUGUCCCCAACCAGGGAGAGAACACCAAAGGCCUGGAGCUGGUCUGCAAGGACAUGAGGAGUCCCAGGUUCGCCUAUAAGACAGAGGAAAGCCAUCCGGACGUGGUGGAGCUGCUCGCCAAACAUGCCUUCCCCCUCUCCCACGGCCUGCCCCUGUUUGCCUUCCUGUACAAGGAGCAGUUUCCUGUAGAUGGCUGGAAGGUGUACGACCCAACAGCAGAGUACAGACGCCAGGGCCUCCCCAAUGAGAGCUGGACCAUCAGUAAGAUGAACAGCACCUAUGAGCUGUGUGACACCUAUCCCUCCAUCCUGGUCAUCCCCACCAACAUCACAGAAGAAGACAUCAAACGGGUGGCUGUGUUCAGAGCCAAGCACCGAAUACCGGUCCUGUCCUGGAUUCACCCAGAGACUCAGGCCACCAUCAUACGCUGUAGCCAGCCGCUAGUCGGACCUUCAGACCGCCGCUGUAAAGAGGACGAGCGAUUCCUCCAAAUCAUCAUGGAUGCAAAUGCCCAGUCCCACAAGCUCACCAUCUUUGAUGCCCGGCAGAGUAGUGUAGCAGUCACCAACAAGGCAAAGGAUGGAGGGUAUGAAAGUGAGAGUUUCUACCCAAACGUGGAGCUGAACUUCCUGGAAAUCCCCAACAUCCAUGUGAUGAGGGAGUCCCUGAGGAAGAUGAAGGACGUGGUUUAUCCCACCAUAGAUGAAGCUCACUGGCACUCUGCCAUUGACCAGACACACUGGCUCGAGUACAUACGGCUGUUAUUAGCAGGAGCAGCUAAGGUGGCUGAUAAGCUGGAGUCUGGGAAGACGUCGGUGGUGGUUCACUGCAGUGACGGCUGGGACCGGACGGCCCAGCUCACCUCUCUGGCCAUGCUGAUGCUGGACAGCCACUACAGGACUCUGAGAGGAUUCCAGGUUCUGGUGGAGAAGGAGUGGAUCAGUUUUGGACACAAGUUUGCUGCUCGUGUGGGUCACGGUGAUGAGAACCACGCUAACUCGGAGCGCUCGCCUCUCUUCAUCCAGUUCAUCGACUGCGUGUGGCAGAUGACUCGACAGUUCCCAGCAGCCUUUGAGUUCAAUGAGCUGUUCCUGAUCACAGUGCUAGACCACCUCUACAGCUGUCUGUUUGGAACAUUCCUCUAUAACAGUGAACAGGAGAGGGCAGCCAAGGAGGUGCAGACCACCACUGUGUCCCUGUGGUCCUACAUUAACAGCCAGCCAGAGGACUUCACCAACCCCUUCUAUGUGGACUAUGAGCACCAUGUUCUGUAUCCGCUGGUUUCCUCCAGACAUCUAGAGCUGUGGACCGGUUACUACGCCCGCUGGAACCCACGCAUGAGACCACAGGUGCCGGUGCACCAGACGCUGAAGGAGCUGCUGUUCCUGAGAGCGGAGCUCCAGAGGAGGGUGGAGGAGCUGCAGAGAGACGCCACCUCCCACUCCCUGUCCUCCUCCUCUGAACACUCCCCCGCACACUCCACAGGCACUCCCCUCCACACCGCUGUGUGACACACACACACACACACAUUCUUGUACUUCUAUCUUUGUGAGGACCCUCAUUGGAAUAGUGAAUUCCCUUGCAAGGUUAUAAUAGUUUUGGAUUUUUCAUCAGUUUUAGUUUUAAUUUCGAUGUGAACUUUUGUUUUCAAAUUCAGUUAGUUUUAAUGAGUUUCUAGAGUGAAUUUGCUCGUUUUAGUUUAGUUUUUUUUUUUUUUAUUCUUUAGUUUUAGUUUAGUUUUUCUUAGUUGUAGUUUUUUGUAAUGGGGUAUUUGUUGGGUGGGAGAUUAAAAGAGGUCACAGUAAAUUUUGACUUUAUUUCCUUUGUAUGAAAAAAGUUGACAAAGACGAAAACGAAGGACAUUUUCACUAUAAUUUUAGUUAGUUUUGUAACCACACAAUACAGUUUCAGUUAAUUAUCAUUAUCAUGUAACCUUCACCCUUAAAACAAAGUCUGAAAUCUCAAAAAAGCCUUUAAAGAAGUGAGGACCGGCCGAAAUGUCCUCACUUUGCAAAAAUGUCCUCACUCUGUUGGUUAAAAACGGGUUCUGGUCCUCACUAUGUAGGAAGUACAAGAACACACACACACACACACACACACACACACACACACACACUUUAAUGCACGUUUUAGCCCAGUUACUACAAAUCCUGAUGUUUACAAUGUGAAGGAAGCUUUACAGACAGGUUAACAUUCAUAAAUACAUUUUAGCAAGUAAAACCUCCUUAAGAUGUCUAUAAAGUAAAAAAAAAAAAAAAGUAUUUAAAGAAAAUAUAAAAAAACUAGCCUGAUACAUCAUCUGUGCUUAUUAUUUAUGUUAUUUAAGAAAUUCUCCCGACUCAGAAAGACCAGCGUCUGUACUGUGGGAAUGUUACAUUGAACUGAAGGGCAUUGAAGUUUUUGUAUGAAGAAUCGUCUCAGGUCAGUCAGUCACACGUUACACAUGACACACUUUCUCUUCCUUUACUUUGCUUCGUCAAGAUUAAAGUCAUUGUUAUGAGCAUACACUACUGGUCAGAAGUUUUAGAACGCACCAGCUUUUCCAGAAUUUAAUUGAAAAUUAUACAGUUUAAUGUCUCAGUGUACUCUGAAAUUAAUGCACAUUUGCAACAUUUAAAAUUCUUUAUUGAGCAUGAUAGUGUUUUGAAAGUAAAAAAAAGAUUCAAAAUCACAUUUUAUGUUGGACUAAAGGACUAAAAAAAGACACAAAAUGACUAAUAAAAGACACAAAAUGAAAAAAAAGACACAAAAUGACUAAAAAAAGACACAAAAUGACUAAUAAGACACAAAAUGACAAAAAAAGACACAAAAUGACUAAAAAAAGACACAAAAUGACUAAUAAAAGACACAAAAUGACAAAAAAAGACACAAAAUGACUAAAAAAAGACACAAAAUGACAAAAAAAGACACCAAAAGACUAAAAAAAGACACAAAAUGACUAAUAAAAGACACAAAAUGACAAAAAAAGACACCAAAAGACACAAAAUGACUAAAAAAAGACACAAAAUGACCAAAAAAAGACACAAAAUGACUUACAAAGACAUGAAAAGAAUUAAAAAAUGGACAAAAUAGCCCAAGACUCCAUAGAGUUAAGUUGUUAACCCAUUUCUUGUUCCCUGAAAAAGGCCUACUUGUAUAAUUCUGAAAUGUACAUUAUUUUUCAGUUUUGGUUAAGCUUACCUUUUUUUAUUUACCUCUGGCAGUUCAACACUUACCUUUGUACCCUUUCAAGCUGUUCAUUUGACUUCAACUGCUUGAAUUUCAAUAAAAAACUGGAAAAAUUGGGGUGUUCUAAAACUUUUGACCGGUGGUGUACAUCUCAACAUUUAUCAAGUGGAGAAAUAUGAAAUGAAUCUAUUUUUUUUGGGAAUAGAAGUCACGGAUGACAAGAAUCACCACAAUGAUGACAUUUUUAGCUGCCUCCCACCUGCACACACUGCCACUAAAUCUGCCCUCUACAUUACCUGGACACUGCCUUACUGUCAUCUUUUCCUGUAUUUAUAUAAAAACUGUCUUUUUCUAUUUUUCUUUCUAUACAUUGCUGUUUUCAUGUGAUGUCAACCCAACAACUUGUCCUUUUAAUGUCACUUUUCUCUCCAACCUACAUGUCUGUUUGUAGAGCUGGGCCCAGAGUGUCUCACUGUGUGGAUUCAUUGGCUCAAAGCAGCAAGUUUAUUGCACAGUGUUACUAUAAUUAUGAUUUUUACAUGAGAAAAUAUUGUUAUAUUUUAUUACAGAUCACAUUUCACAAUAAAAAAAGUACAUGAACAAAUAUAAACAAUCUAAAGUGAGUGUGAGAUACAAAAGAGAUAUGAACAUGUUUGGUCAGUUUCUAAAAUGAUUAAAGCACAGUUGAUUUCUGUCAGUUUCUGUGAAUCCGGCAUUCAAAUUUCUACAUUCAACUCAAUCUGUCAAGUUAAAUGUGCUUUAUGAGAGCUUUAGGCAGGUUCCACUGUCAUUAUAAAAUAAGAUACAUAAGAUAUAUAUAGAUUAUAUAUUUUUAUUGUUUCUUCCAAAAUUUAAAACCCAUUUUUAUUCACUGGCUUUUAACUCAACAUGAGCCUUUGUUCUGUUUUUAUUUGUUUUUAUUUGUUCUUUGUGGUUUUUUAAAAUUACGAUUAAUUUUAAAAUUAAGACUAAUUUUAAAAUUGAGAUUCAUUUUAAAACCCACUUUUAUUUAUUGGUUUUUACCCAGCAUGAGACUCGCUUUGUUUUAGUUGUUUUUGCUUGUUUUGUUUUUAUUGUUGGUCUGUCGUAAAGUUGAUUUGAUUUGAGUUGAAAAUUCGAGAAGAAAAAACAGCUUGCCAAUUAUUAUUAUUAUAAAAAUUCAUACAUUUAUAUUAAUACAGCCUAAAUGAUCAAAAUGUUCAAAGCCAAAAAUAUCCUCAGUGAGCCUCAAGGGGUUAAGCUUUAGCAGUGCAAACACACCUGCCAAUUAUGGAAACAAUCACAUGAUCAGCACUCAGCCAAAAAUAUAAGUGCUGAUCAUUGUGCCUUUAUUUUGAAGGGUUAUUCACAAUAACCUAUUUAAAGAUUUUUUUUUUUUUUUAAUCAAUCAAUGUGUUCCAAGAACCAUAUUAGCUGAAGGAGAAUUAACAGGAUAACUUUAGCUGGCUAACAUCUUGGAUUACUUAAACCAGGAGUGUCAAACUCUGGCCCGCGGGCCAAAUUUGGCCCGCAGUGUAAUUUUAUUUGGCCCGCGAGGCAAUACCAAAUUAUUAUAUUAUUAUUGUACUACAAAAGCGGACCCACGGGUAAAAGGUUUAUUUGAUUUUAUUCAAGCUUUAAAUUUUGUCCCCCCUGUGUAUUUGAGUUUGACACCCCUGACUUAAACCACAUUAAAAGAAGAAGGCCCAGACAGCACACAGCAGGUUUAACCCUCACACCUCUGUCCUGUUUUUUGUCUCAUCAGUCGACAUGUGUUGUAUUUUAAUGUGAUGCUCUGAUACAUCACAGUGUAGCUGUGGCAUGUGUUUUAUGUAAAUAAUGUGUCUAAUUAUGACAAGUUAAACCUCCUAAUGAUCACUUCUGACAUUCCAUUUUAAAAAAAAGAAUAAAAAAGGAAGAAUUCAAAA